AUGGCUAUCGAGGCAGACGAAGAUACCGUCAUGGGAGAAGCAGGCUCCCAUACUGCUCCCCAUGUCGCCUCGCACCAGUCUACCUCUCAGCCUGUAUCUGGACAACUCAAUGGGCGAUCGGACCCCUGGCUGGCCCCUCCACUACUCGAGCAAUCCGUGAGGGUGCCAUUACCUGGUCAACCAACCAACCUCCCGCCUCCCGACUCGACAGACAGCCCGGGAGUGUCGCCGCCCAAAAGCCUUCCCAAAUCCAUUGACUCAGGUGAAAUCGAAGAUCCAGACAAGGAUGACAGUCUUGUCGAGGAGAAUUCGGACUGGUCGGACGACGACGUCUCUGUUCGCACGGGCCUUCCCCUUGCCUCCCUCUCGUCGGGGCUCUGCUAUGAUGUCCAAAUGCGAUAUCACUGCGAAGUGCGCCCCACUGCAGACGUGCAUCCUGAAGAUCCCAGACGUAUUUACUACAUCUUCAAGGAGCUAUGUCGAGCGGGACUGGUGGAUGAUCCUGAGUCUUCGAAACCCCUUGUAGCGAGGCCCUUGAGUCGGAUCAGCGCCCGCAAUGCUACCGAGGAGGAGAUCAGGCUGGUUCAUACUCCAGAUCAUUUUGCCUUUGUCGAGAGUACCAAAGAUAUGUCGGAUGACGAACUCAUUGCUCUAGAGCAUACGCGGGACUCUAUCUACUUUAACAAACUGACCUUCGCGUCUUCCCUGCUGUCUGUCGGAGGAGCGAUUGAAACAUGUCUGGCCGUUGCUCGACGAGAAGUCAAGAAUGCUAUUGCGGUGAUCCGGCCCCCAGGUCACCAUGCCGAGCACGAUAAAACGAUGGGAUUUUGCCUGUUUAACAAUGUGUCGGUUGCGGCUCGUGUGUGUCAGAAAGAGCUAGGCGAGGAUUGCAGAAAGAUUCUGAUUCUGGACUGGGACGUUCAUCAUGGAAACGGCAUUCAAAAGGCUUUCUACGAUGACCCUAAUGUCUUGUACAUCUCACUUCACGUGUACCAAGAUGGCAAAUUCUACCCAGGUGGUGACGAAGGUGACUUGGAUCAUUGUGGAAAGGGCGCUGGCCUUGGACGGAAUGUCAAUAUCCCAUGGCCCAGCCAGGGUAUGGGUGAUGGCGAUUACAUGUACGCGUUCCAGCAAGUGGUGAUGCCGAUUGCGCAGGAAUUCAAUCCUGACCUAGUAAUAAUUGCCUCUGGGUUUGACGCUGCUGUUGGAGACGAACUUGGAGGGUGUUUUGUGACACCGUCCUGCUACGCUCAUAUGACGCACAUGCUUAUGACCCUUGCAAAUGGCAAGAUUUCCGUCUGCCUCGAGGGUGGAUAUAACUUCCGAUCAAUCUCCAAGUCGGCGCUUGCGGUCACAAAAACCCUCAUGGGAGAUCCACCUGAUCGCCUCCAUUCAACGACCCCUUCGGAGCUUGCAACGUCCGCCGUGAGACGAGUUAUGAUGGUUCAAUCGCACUACUGGAAAUGCAUGUAUCCCAAGGGUCCAGAGAACCAAGGGGUUUGGACUGAUAGACUUCAUGAUGUGAUUCGACAAUACCAAGCCAAACACCUCUAUGACAACUACAAGCUCACAUCCCUCUACAUCUACCGAAACGGGCUAUCAAAAUCGUUCGAAAACCAAGUUCUGGCUAGGUAA
This is a messenger RNA of Aspergillus melleus, 1635 nucleotides long. RefSeq names its product histone deacetylase hdaA (gene hdaA). NCBI's taxonomy places the organism in Eukaryota, Fungi, Ascomycota, Eurotiomycetes, Eurotiales, Aspergillaceae. Bases 1 to 1635 code for a protein of 544 amino acids. Gene Ontology annotation, biological process: chromatin organization. Gene Ontology annotation, molecular function: histone deacetylase activity. The record is from RefSeq and is a predicted model, not a curated record. Gene Ontology annotation, cellular component: histone deacetylase complex. The transcript has 8 exons.